GCCCCGCUCGCUGCCCAUUGUCUGCGCCCCUGACCGGAGCGCCCUGGUGCCACAGUGCGGCCCGGCGGGGCAGCCUCCCAUCGUCACUUCAGCCAGCGCAACUAUAAGAGGCGGUGCCGCCCGCCGUGGCUGCCUCAGCCCACCAGCUGGGACCGCGAGCCAUGCUGCCCGCCGCCCGCCCCCAGGGCUGUUAGAGCCAGACUGCGAAUUCUCGCCACCGCCGCCACCGCCGCGUCCCGUCCCACCGUCGCGGGCAGCAGCCAAAGCCGCCCCAACUUCGGCACAGAGCAGGCGAGGCCGGGCAGGUCAUGGGGCACUGGGCGCUGCUGCCCGGCUGGGUUUCUGCUACGCUGUGGCUGGCGCUGGCCGCUCUGCCUGCAGCCCUGGCCGCCAACAGCAGUGGCCGAUGGUGGGGCAUCGUGAACGUAGCCUCCUCCACGAACCUGCUGACCGACUCCAAGAGUCUACAACUGGUGCUCGAGCCCAGUCUUCAGCUGCUGAGCCGCAAACAGCGGAGGCUGAUCCGCCAGAACCCGGGGAUCCUGCACAGCGUGAGCGGGGGGCUGCAGAGCGCUGUGCGAGAGUGCAAAUGGCAGUUCCGCAACCGCCGCUGGAACUGCCCCACGGCUUCGGGGCCCCACCUCUUCGGCAAGAUCGUCAACCGAGGCUGCCGGGAAACGGCCUUUAUCUUCGCCAUCACCUCCGCCGGGGUUACGCAUUCAGUGGCACGCUCCUGCUCAGAGGGCUCCAUCGAGUCCUGCACGUGCGACUACCGGCGGCGGGGUCCGGGGGGCCCCGAUUGGCACUGGGGGGGAUGCAGCGACAACAUCGACUUCGGCCGCCUCUUCGGCAGGGAGUUUGUGGACUCCGGGGAGAAGGGGCGGGACCUGCGCUUCCUCAUGAACCUUCACAACAACGAGGCGGGCCGCACGACCGUGUUCUCCGAGAUGCGCCAGGAGUGCAAGUGCCACGGGAUGUCGGGCUCGUGCACGGUGCGCACGUGCUGGAUGCGGCUGCCCACGCUGCGCGCCGUGGGCGACGUGCUGCGCGACCGAUUCGAUGGCGCCUCGCGCGUCCUCUACGGCAACCGCGGCAGCAAUCGCGCCUCGCGGGCGGAACUGCUGCGCCUGGAGCCCGAAGACCCCGCUCACAAGCCGCCCUCACCCCACGACCUCGUCUACUUUGAGAAAUCGCCCAAUUUCUGCACAUACAGCGGACGCCUGGGGACAGCCGGCACGGCGGGGCGCGCCUGCAACAGCUCGUCGCCCGCGCUGGACGGCUGCGAGCUGCUCUGCUGUGGACGGGGCCACCGCACGCGCACACAGCGCGUCACCGAGCGCUGCAACUGCACCUUCCACUGGUGCUGCCACGUCAGCUGCCGCAACUGCACGCACACGCGCGUACUGCACGAGUGUCUGUGAAACGCCGCGCGGACUGGCCCCCAGCAGCGUUCUCCUCUCGCCCACCUCCAAACAGACCCCAAUGCGCACCCACCUGGUCCCUCCAGCCACACUCCCCGGGAUUCCUACGUACGCGGUCAUUUCUCCCACGUCCUCCUACCUGGGGACUCCUGAAACCACUUGCCUGGGCCGGCAUGAACCCUCUUGCCAUCCUGACGGACCUGCCCCGGACCUACCUCCCUCCCUCUCCCGGGAGACCCCUUGUUGCACUGCCCCCUGCUUGGCCAGGAGGUGAGAGAAGGAUUCGUUCGCUCCCCUGUGGGGGUCAGCUUCUGACGGUGUGGCUUGGCCUCCUCCACCGCACCAGUGACCUCCUUGCCUCUCUCCCUCCCCUUUAUCCUCAGUUUUUCUCCAGGUCCCCUCAUGCCCUUCCCAUUCUCCUGCCAAGGCCACAGACCCUGAGCACACACCUGGGCAUCAGGGCCUUUCUCCUCCCCACCUACAGCUGAACCAGGGGCUGCCAGGGUGAAAGGGCAGCUGUAGUGAUGUGGAAAAUGAGGUUGGGGGACCCAGCAGAAAUACCCCCAUUCUCCCAGCCUCUGUCACGGGGCCAUUGAACAGCUGUGAGCCAUGCCGCCCUCGGCCACCUCCUACCCCUUCCUGUCCUGCCUCCUCAUCAGUGUGUAAAUAAUUUGCACUGAAUCGUGGAUACAAGGCCACGAGUUUGGUUGUUGUAAAUAAAACUAUUUAUUGUGCUGGGUUUCAGCCUGGCUUGCAGAGACCACUUCCACCCCACCCCAACCCAGUCCCUCUCCCUUCUCUCCUUUUGCUCUCCAGCCUUUUUUUGAUCCCUCUUCCCCGCUCCCCAAUUUCUCAAAGAUGCUGUUGCCCACCGGAAUCAGUAUUUCCUUCCAUUGUAGCUAUUAGUGGCUCCUCGCCCCCACCAAUGUAGCA
Messenger RNA from Ailuropoda melanoleuca (giant panda), 2354 nucleotides. It is a transcript of the gene WNT1, whose product is annotated as Wnt family member 1. NCBI's taxonomy places the organism in Eukaryota, Metazoa, Chordata, Mammalia, Carnivora, Ursidae. Gene Ontology annotation, cellular component: extracellular region. Bases 309 to 1421 code for a protein of 370 amino acids. The transcript has 4 exons. Gene Ontology annotation, molecular function: frizzled binding; cytokine activity. The record is from RefSeq and is a predicted model, not a curated record. Gene Ontology annotation, biological process: neuron differentiation; multicellular organism development; canonical Wnt signaling pathway.